Molecule: messenger RNA, 1047 nt
Organism: Arabis nemorensis
Lineage: Eukaryota; Viridiplantae; Streptophyta; Magnoliopsida; Brassicales; Brassicaceae
Source: the annotation of a GenBank genome assembly
AUGGCUGGACAAAGACUUGUCACAUUGUGUCCGGUUCAGAAAGAAGCGGUUAUUUGGUGCGAAAAAUGUAUGGUUAGGUACUCAAACUGGUCGAUUUUCGAAAGAUUGGAGAUUUUUCCUCAAGCAAGCUUUACCGGAACAAGAAACUUCACCGGAGAUAGAGAUAGUUGGGAGAAAUCAUUAAGGGGUUUACUUGAAGGGCUUAAAAACAGAGCAUCAAUGAUUAGUCGGAGUAAGAAGAAUUUUGUUGUCGGAGAAACUAGCGGUCCAUCGUUUCAGACAUUGUACGGUAUGGUUCAAUGCAUACCGGAUAUAUCGGAAGAGGAUUGUUCGUAUUGUUUGUCUCAAGGUAUUGCAACUUGUGAUAUGAAAAUGAGUGGUUAUGUGUUGUCUCCUAGCUGUUUAUUGGCUUAUGCUCCAUGGAGAUUCUAUGAUCCUGUAAACACUGAUGAUCCAAGCUCAGUGCCUGUUACACCAUCAGUGAAUCCAAAGAAUGAGACGAGAAGUGUUGCGCAAGGGGAUAAAAACAGAGGUGUACCUAAAGCUUUGAUCUUUAGUGCUGUUUCAGUUUCUGUUGCUGUCUUAGUUAUCAUAUUCUUAGUUGUUUUCCUAAGAUCAAGGAAGAAGAGGAAGAAAAAAAGUGCAGAACAAAAUCUUGAAGGAGUACUUUCUGAUGGACAAGAAAUAGCGGUGAAAAGGUUGUCGAAAAAUGCACAACAAGGUGAAACAGAAUUCAAGAACGAAUUCUUAUUAGUGGCAAAGCUCCAACAUCGUAAUCUUGUCAAGCUCUUAGGUUACUCAACAGAAGGAACUGAAAGGCUUCUCGUUUAUGAGUUCCUCCCACACACUAGUCUCGACAAGUUCAUCUUCGAUCCUAUAGAUGGUAAAGAAAUGGAGUGGAAAAUUAGAUACAAAAUCAUUGGAGGUGUAGCUCGAGGGCUUCUUUAUCUUCAUCAAGAUUCUCGUAUGCGGAUUAUUCACCGUGAUCUUAAAGCUAGCAACAUAUUGUUAGACGAAGCAAUGACCCCAAAAAUCGCAGAUUUUUGA